This is a messenger RNA of Apus apus (common swift), 2590 nucleotides long. RefSeq lists its product as uncharacterized. The record is from RefSeq and is a predicted model, not a curated record. The transcript has 5 exons. Bases 457 to 2463 code for a protein of 668 amino acids. NCBI's taxonomy places the organism in Eukaryota, Metazoa, Chordata, Aves, Apodiformes, Apodidae.
UCGAGUGCGGGAGCGCGCGCCGCGCCGAAAUUAGGUUAAUUAUUUAGCACUGCCAGUCUGGGGACUUCUAAUGGCGCUAGACAGCAUUUAAAAGUUUUACUUAAUGAUAAAGUAUGUUUAAUUGCUGCUAAUGUCUUAGGGAUCAAGGGUACCUAGUGGAUGAGAGAGAGAGAAAACUUGUGAGGUAAGACGUGACACCGGCCUCCCCUGCUCAAGCAUCAGGGUAAUAUUUCUCCCGAGUUACAGUGCUGGCGCCAUUUGCUGACCAGAACAUUCAUUUUCCAGCCAGGUGGACCUGAGUGGCUUCCUUGUCCUCUGCACUGCUGUGCUCCCUGGGAGGCUUUCCAGAGACUCUUGUGUGACCUUGGAGGAGGUUCUGAGAGAGAAAGACAAGACUAUUCAGUCACUUACUGAUCUCCACCUGAGAAAAGGUUCAGUGAGACAGAAAACAGCAACAUGAGCCGGAGUGUCGGUGACGGAAGAUGCGUCAGUGCCAGUUCCCUCCACAGGGAUCUCAUCAAUCUCGUGACCUGGGCACAUGCUCAUGGGACCAUAUGUAAUCAAAUCCCAGCCUUGGAAAUGGUGCAGAACAUGGAUCAUCCUAACAGGGACAAUCCUGUUCUGUGGAUAUGUGGAGCUGGACAUGCCUAUCACUGGCAGUGUGGAAAAUUAGACCCGAGAAGCAGAGAAGAGAAUGAAGCUGUAGAAAAGAGAAAGUGGUUGGUAUCUUCUGAGGCAUCAUCAAGUGAAGCUAGUUUAAAUGAAAAGAGGUGCAGGAUGGCCCCAUCAUUUGAGGGGGCUAAAGCAGACAUCAUUAGCACAGGAUCAUGUAGCAGAUCUCCAGACAUUACUCAGCAGAAAGACAACAGGGCCUACAUAAGGAAUCAUGAACCAUCACCCAGAGAAAAUGGAAAAAACAGCAAAUCCAUGAACUCGUGCUUUGCAGUGGAGCAGCAUCUGUCAGUGCCUGGUGGAAAAGUCAAAACUGACAGAAAGAGGGUGAAACAAGAAGACAAUGAAGUUCCACAAAUCAUCUCUGAUGAAGAACAGUGCAUAUCAGAUGAAAAUGACCCAGGAGACACAACCAACCAGAAUAUUCUGUCAGAACCAUUAAUUAAAGAUGUAAAUGCUGAGGAGGAAUUGCAAAUGCAGUGCAGUCAGAUGAUGGCAUUUAACAAGCUGACAGCCACCCAAGCAUCUGGCUUUGCCCCCACAAGAAGGUCACCCCUAACACUUGCCUGCAGUCCAAAAUCCCCCGUCAGUGACCAGGAGAGCCUGAACAGCAGCUUCUUGAGGUCAGGUCCUCUUAAUCCUGCGGGGUCCCCAACUGCAACUUGUAGAGAAAGGAAUUCCUCUGGCUCCGCAAUACCAAAACAACAUCUAGAAUCUGUUCCUGGCUCCAACAUUGAAGAAAAGGCCGAACCUGAGUCACUCACCUCUGUGACAUACUUGGACACGCUGCACCUCAAGUGUGGCACACCAGAAAUGGGCUUAAGUGGGAAUGUUACUGAAAACUCUAUUGAAGAGAGAGAACCCUCAGGAUCUGGGCAUCCUUCAGCCUCACUGAGUCCAGAGAGCAAGAGCACAAACCAUUCACCUGCAUCUUCAAACCAAUAUGUAUUAAAGACGUGGGAGAAAAGGAGAAGGUGUAACACUUAUCGGGUAAAAGUUUUCAAAGACUGGCUGGCUUCUCAUUGCCCCACUGAAACACGUGAGAUCUGUCAGCUGCCACCCGAAGACCUGGAUCAUUACCUGGCCUCCUUCUACAGUUCUGCAAAGAAACAGAAUGGCAGAGAUUUUUCUGCCACUUCUUUGCACUUCUUCCAAACCAGCGUGGAGCAAUACCUCAAGGACCACAAUUACAAGUGCAGUGUGAUUAAAGGACUGGAAUUCAGAGCAUCUCAGGAAGCCUUGAAAUUAAAGCAACAUCAGCUAACUCAGAAAGAGAGAGAGGGAGAGUGGAGUAUUUUGGAGAACUUGACAGAUGAAGAUAUGGCAAGUCUUCGUAAGGGUGGACUUUUAAGUAAGAUGCACCCUGAGUCCUAUUUGCACCUCAUUUUCAUCAAUAUAAUUAGGGCAUUUGGGGCAAGAACGCACAGGCAGAGCCGUAAUCUGUACUGGGGGCAGCUUGUGCUGCAAAAGAGCCAGGGAGAGCUGGAGUACUUGGAGUGGAUAGAUGAGCUGAAGGAAGAAAAAAGUACAGGGAACUCAGGUCCACGCCUCUUUGCCAAGCCUGACAAUCCGAGCGACUGCCCCGUGGAGGAUUACAAGAGGUACGCCAGGAGGAGACCACCAGACAUGCUCCACAGCUGGGACCCCCUGUAUCUGGUUCCUAAACCUCUAUUCUCCUGGUGGGAUCACGUGUGGUACAGCAGAAAGUCACUCACCAAAGCCAAAAUAGAAAAGAUGCUGAAAGCUGUUAUCCAGCAAAUCAAAAUGCCUAGAAUAAAAUCCAAGGACUAAAGGGAUACAUGUAGUUCCUCCUACGCCACUUUUUGGUAGGAUUGUUUUCCAAAGCAAUCUUGGAAAGGUUUGAGUAGCAAUAAAGGUUGAAAGCUGGGUAAUAACUUCCAACAUUUUCUCAACAAGG